Molecule: messenger RNA, 5693 nt
Organism: Coturnix japonica (Japanese quail)
Lineage: Eukaryota; Metazoa; Chordata; Aves; Galliformes; Phasianidae
Source: RefSeq, a predicted model, not a curated record
UCCUUAAUGUACUAUUAACUGGAAGAGCCAUAAGUUAAUUAAUCUAUUAAACACCAGGGGCACGGCUGUGGCUUCCAACAUCCUCCUCAAAAAACACAAGAGUUAGUCUUAUAGAUUAAGCGGCCCGAAGCGAACGAGAACGCUCGGCUCCUCGCAGCCAACGGCCACAGCCCGGCCCGCCGCCAUUUUAAACUCUCCCUCCCCACCCAGCCGCCCGCCUCCCCCGUAGGCGCGGCCUGUCCUCACAAGCCGCCCUCGCCCAGAAGAUGCUAAAAGCCUUCGCCAGUGAUGAACUGCUCUCCCUGGUGUGUCCCAGCCUGCCAUAAAUCAGCGCUGGCUUUGGGCCCGUGAUGGGCGAUGUGUGUCUUUACUGAUAGAAAACCUGAAGUAUUUUUUUUUGCUUCACUGUGAAAGCUGGAAAAUGUUCAAAAAUCAAUAUCAGGGUGGCCCAUCUGUUGAAAUAUUCAGUGCUCAAGGUAAAAACCCAGGAGCAAAAUGGAGGAUUUUUGGCAAUCCAUCAGCCAUAUGGAAAGAAUACGAUAAAGAAACAAAGGGCUUUGUUUUUGUACUUGAAGGAAGCAGUCAAAUAAACAGAAUGCAGCUACCAAAGGAAACCAGACAAACUCUGGGACUGAUUCAGCCAUUCCUGACACUUCAAAUUUUGGUGCCAUUGGGACAAGACUUCUCUACUGAGUUACUGAUAACUGAUUUAGGAAAUAUUAAAAGAAGAUUAUAUUUGUCAACGGUCCACAAGGAAUUGUCUGUCACCCCUCUGCAUGCAAAAAUUCCUCUGUUUAUGAUCAAGCGCAAAAUAUGGUGCAAUUUGUGCAUUGACCUGGUAGCAUUCACCAGUGAAAUAUUCAGAGGAGCCAUCUUCCAGUCCUUGGAUGGAAUUAUUAUUUCAGCUAACUGUAAACUGAGGAAGAUCUUCACAUUAAAAUCCAAGCCUCAAGAUACAGCUGAAGAAAAUGAUCAGCGCGUUGUUCCAUUUACACCAUGUGAACCCACAGAUGUUAUUCCUCGAUCCUGCCAGCUUAAUGCAGACGUGCCACAAGUUACACAACUGCUGAACUUGGCUAAAAUUCACAAGCCAGAAAUAAAAUGCAGGAGUUCUCCAGUAACAAUGCAAGAAACAGCUCGCUUGGUUAAUAGAGGACAAGGCUAUAAGAGCAGCAGUAAAACUCAGGACGUGUCACAUAUUGCAUUUGGAUCAAAGAUCCUUGGACCGCCUCCAUCUUCAAACAGAAGAGUCAGCACAAGGAUAUCUGGAGAGGUAACAAGGACUGCGGGUAGCAAAAGUGAUAGAUCCUACCGACUUCAAAGUCCAGAAAAAAGAACUGAAUCCCUACAAAACACAGAGAGACUAGAGCUGUCGUUCUCACCAUGCAUGGAUUCUUUAGGUCAAGGAGAUAAAAGAAAUACUCACCAAGCAGCUAAAGACAUACAUCAAAAUGACUCUGCAGUUGAGACUGAGAAAACCUCUGAGAAUGGAAGAGCAGAUUUGGAGCUCCCCUUGCCACAAGAUCCAUCAACAGAUAAGAACGGUCAUAGAAGAUUAUGUCUAAAAAAUGCAGACGAAAGCACAUGGGAGACAAGCACUGAUGAAUGGAUGUUUCCAGAAAGUUCCACUGAGAACAUUCAGUUGGAUGGGAGCGAGCAGCAUGCAGCCACUCAAGGUUCAGCCUGCUGGGAUUUAACCUCACCAGAGACCGCUUUUAUGGAAGAUCAGCACAAUGAAAUGGGUGAUUGCAACAUGAAUCAAAAAGAGAUAUUCACAUUUUCAUCAAGACCUCGAUCAGCUCCUCAUGGGAAAUCCCCAAAUACAUCACCAGAACGCUGCAUUUUCCCUCUGGAUUUGAAGCAAGACAGUAACUGUGUCCAGGGGGAAACCCAACCUGAAGAUAACUUUCAAGGAACUGACAGUAGUGAAGAGGAUGACAACAGUGACUUUAUCCAGAGUACUGAGAACCUUGAGAUCAGCUGCAGCAGACAAGGAACAUCUGAUUCAGCAGCUUUUAAAGACAACACAUUAAAGAGGAUAUCACAGAGAAAUGAAUACUGGAAAAAUAAGGGAUGCAGCAAACAAAACCUCGAGGAAAGCAUGGUGUCAGAACCACAGAGUUCCACUGUGCAAAAGACAGAACUCACCAGCUCUCAGACAACCCUGAAGCCUACUCUUUCUCUUUCUCCAACUGGAAGUAAAACUGAAUUCUUUAAAGUCAUUCCAAGCAUGUCUGAAAAAACUGAAAAACCUGAGAGAGUUUCUGGUCAAAUAAAGUCAUCAGUCAGCAAAAACCCCCUCAAGAAAGUCUCGAGAGAAAAUUUACAUCUGACAACACAGACUCGUGAGUAUGACUGGAAGAACUACCAGUCAUGUAGACUGAGUGCAUCUGAACUGCAGAUGCUGGCCAGCAUGAAGAGGCAACAAAACGAAGAACUGAAGGAUACAGAAAUCUCACAUGGGUUGAGUGCAUCAGAAAUAGACAAUUGUAAUGUGAACAUAAGCACAAGCAGUGAUGAUACAACAACCUGGAAUUCUUGUUUCCCACCACCCGUCAGUCAGGAGCAUCACUAUCAGAAAGAAAUGAGCCCACUUUCACAUUCCAACCCACGGCUCAGAAGUAAAAUUGCACCUCUGACUGCAGGUGUCAGGGAAUCCAUUUGUUAGAAAAGGUUUUAAUGUUACUUACUUAGAAAGGACUUUUCAAUAGAUAACCCAGUCAGGACAAGGUGCCAUGUAAUAGCACUGUGGGAUAGUUCAAACCAAUCCUGUCUGAAGUGUAUUUUGGAUGUCAAGUUUUUAGUCUUAUCUGUUCUGUUUGGAAUCAGCACCAAAAGCCCAGUGACUUUAAUGUAAGAUAAGAUGGGGAUGUGAAGACAAGGGGAGAUGGUGGCUGAAGAGAAGCGAUGAACCUUCAGACAACCAGAUUGAACCGUCCUGUUUCAGAACUGCCUUGCACAUGUGAAAGCCCACAAAGCAUCACUUUGCCAGUUCUUGAACAGCCUGAAAAAGGAGGCGAACUUAAUUCUUAAAGCAGUCCUGCUUCCCUUUCCAUUGGUGUGAUGAACACAGAUUUUGCAUGUCUGAGUUGUAGCUGGGCAAUGCAGGCAUGUUGGGAGGGAUCUGAGGAGAGGCUAUUUUGGAAAUGACUGCCAGAUAGUUUGCUCCAUUUCUUUUCGGGAUACCAACAGUGUGAAAUUUUAUGACAGUGCACUGCCAGCCAAUUGUGCAUCACAAUAUGCAUUUCUUCGCACACAGAUGUUUUCAGUCACUUGUUUUACUUCCCAGCCACGUUUUUAUUAUCUUCUUGUUAGAUUUUAUGGAGUGAACACUAUGAAACUUGCUGUGCAAGUUCACCCAGAUGCAUCACUUAUUGCAAUGUACAGCCAUAUGUUUCUUAGUACACACAGCAUAUUACUGGAGUUCAAGUACAAGCCUCAAUUCCUGUCCCAUUUCAUAAGUAAACCUACGUGCCAAUACUGUUCUAGAAAACCUCUCCACCUUCUGUGCUACUUACCCAAGGAUCUAUCUCUGUCCUUACUAAUUGUGGACAAAGUGGGUGGAGACACUUGACUACAGCCCACAGGUUAAGUUAUCUGGUACCUUGCAACUGACCAGGACUUCUAUUCCAGAACUGAUUUCCUAAUUCUGACGGUGUAAGAAUAUCCCACAUUUUAGCACAAGCUGCAUUGCUUUCCUACUUCCAGCCAAUAGGUUGAGUCAGAUUCUAUUAUUCUUAUUUGUGUGAUAAAGCAAUUUGGUACUCGGCAGGUUUUAUAUACUGAAAAAGAGAAGAAGCACCGUUAUCUGUAAAAAUAAAGCAUUUCAGAAUAUUGAGUUUAGAUGAUCACCAAUGAAAACUUAUAUUUCCAUACAAUAAAAUCUAAAACAAAAUGGUAUAAACUACAACUUUGUUCCUGUGCUGUUUUAGUCCAGUACACACAGCAGACAAAUUUACAUAGAAGUCAUUUUCGAGAAAUUCAGGCAAAGUAUUCGUAAAAUACCUGAAUAUGUGGAAGUGCCUCAUAAAUUCAGUAGCCUUUGUGAACUGCCAGGAAAGUACUAUUGGGCUGUAAAUAGAGAAGAUGACAAAAUUAGGAGGUCAGUUUGCAUCAUGGUGUAAAAACUGGAAAAGAUGCGUGCGGAAUAUCGCGAUUCACAUCGUUCACUUUCAUUUGUAAUGGAAAGGAUCAGCAAUGUUUUCUGUGUGUAUGUGAGAGAGAGAGAAAAUUCAUGGUAAUUUUAUAACUUAGUACUUAAGGUAUUUUUAAAAAGCCUGUUUUAACAAAUAAUAUAUGGGCAAGUGGAAAAUACCUCAAUCUUUGUGAGCCUUUGAUAGCUGUGAAAGUGAACAUGUGAGAAUAUCUGAAAAGCUGACGUAUCCUGUGUAGAUCAGUGGGUAUAAACACCACCGUAUGAAGAGAAAUACAUUAUGCACUUACUGAUAGAACAAAUGGUUUGUUGUAAAGAGCAGUAACGAGUGUGACAGGUCUGAAGUAACCUUAAAAGGCAUAUUAGUUGUAUUUUCUGGGAAGCGGAGAGAGCAAUGUAGCAGCUAUUGUCCAGUGAGUGUAGCUUCUAUCCAUUAGAAGAUAAGCCAGGAAAGAAAGCAACUGUGAAGAUAAUGGAAAUACAGUCAAUAAAAAGACCCAGCUAGACUCAUUUUCCAGUGGAUCCACUGGGUGAAGGUCAUAAGUCUGCCAAGAAUAUUACUGCUGCAGUACAAAUCAUGCCCACAUCAUGCUGCUUUGCAAGGCACAGAACCGGUGAAUGAAAGGAGGCAGACAGACUGCAGAGGCUACAGAGCCAGGUGAGCAAGAAGGUGUGCGGGGUCUGGAGCCUUAGCAAUGCAGUUCCCCAGGCUGACUGGCUGUACGGUCCAAGCUGAACUCCAUAACUGCUUCUUUUCCCUCCAGAUAGGAAACUUAUUAGCUGUUACUUCUCCCUCCAGAGCAGGGGCUGGAAACUGCUAUGCUUAUAGUAAGCAUUUCAGCAGCAUUGUCCUCCCAAAUGUUUGUGUGUUGUAGAAGAUUUGGAAGUUGAAUUAAAGGAAAUGCUGGAAGAAAGUUAAUAUCCCAGAGGAGCUGCAGCAAUACUGAACUGCAAAAUGAGGAACUGUUCUGUAAAAAAGAUAUUCACCCUAAUUGUAUGAAUAGAUUUUCUGAACUACAGAUGCUCUUCAGAAAAUUUAUUUCUGAUAAAAGCUGAUUUUCCAUCUUUGAGAGGUAUUUUUUUAAGUUGAAAACCGUCUUUAUAAGCAUUGCCUCAGCAGCUCCUCAGCUGCCAUCCUGCUCAGCUCUUCCCAAUCUACCAAAUUAGAUUUGUUCCUCUGAAGUUCAAGCAGCUGUUCACAGAAACCAUGCGAGGGCAGGACAUAAAUAUUUCAGCACAUGGUUAGGAAUCUGUUCUAAGGAAGGAUGUUUUACUUCAGUAAUUUUAUAUAAAACGUACACAGGCGAUUUUUCAUUUAGGUUUUACCCAGACAUUUGGUUCUAUAUGUUUAAAAAAUGGGAAUUCCCAUAGUGAGUUUUGGGCAUAAAGAUUGGAUGAUAGUAAAUAUCUCCCUGAUAUGGACUAUGGCCGAGAAUACACACAAGAUCAGCACAUACAACACAGGCUUUGUUGUAUGAGAAAGCUUAUGUGCCAGUGGUCUCCAACUAAAGAAUGAGUGAUCAAGGCAUGUUUCAUUCAC